CUUGCUUAAAUGUUAGAGAUAAACGGUGCAAGAAAUCCUAUAAAAGUGAGCGGAUUUUGCGGUGUCUGAUACCAAGCCACAUUUCGACGGAACUGGCAGAUAUCACCAUGCAAGCUACACGCCUUGUCUUCGCUCUGCUCUUCGGAGCUUUGCUGAUUGGAUCAUGCAUCGCAAAACCAUCAAAGAAGGGGCGUCAUCAAGCCCGCCAAGGUAUACCCUGCGAUAGCGACUCGUUCGUCUGCAACGAUGGAACAUGCAUCUUCAGUUUUUGGGAGUGUGACGGCUGGGAUGAUUGCAGUGGUGGAGAGGACGAGGCCAACUGCCCAUCAAGUUCAGGUUGCGGCGCAUUUGAGUUCACCUGCAACGAUGGAUCAUGCAUCCCCAGCUAUUGGCAGUGCGACAACUGGGAUGACUGCAGCGGUGGAGAGGACGAGGCUGGGUGCACGUGUGAUGAUGAUGAAUACACUUGCAACGACGGAUAUUGCAUCCCCAGUUACUGGGAGUGUGACGGUUGGGACGAUUGCAGUGGUUCAGAGGACGAGGCCAACUGCCCGUGCGAUUCUGAUGAUUACGUCUGUAACGAUGGAAGUUGCAUCCCUGGUUAUUGGGAAUGUGACUACAUAGUUGAUUGCAGUGGUGGGGAGGACGAGGCUAACUGCCCCAGCGACUCUUCGAUGUUUUCCUCCAUGUUCUCCAACCCCUGUCCAAUGGGUGAGUUCCCCUGCCUGUACACCGACGAGUGCAUCACUUAUGAUGACUUGUGCGAUGGUGAGAACGACUGCAGCGGUGGCGAGGACGAGUCUGAGAUAGUCUGCUCCAUAUUCGGCGACAAUUCCAAGAGAGCUCCUAAGAAGAGGUGGGAGAAAUUGGCCCGAAAAGUGGAUCAAAAGAAGAGGGCCAUGCGCAAGUAAACUCACUAGAGGUUCAUUCGACCGGGAAGGACGGCCAUGCUACAGGAUCUUACAACGGACAAGUAAACAUUAGUUUCCGCUGCCACAAGAUAUCGAUAAUUAGUCGUAGUCCUAAGACAUUUACACUUUCUGCCUUUUCAUUAUUCAUGGGUCAUUUGGAAUGUUGAUUGUCACAUUUAUCUUUGAUUGAAAUGACUACGACUUUUAAUUCACUUAAACAUCAUAUUCUAGUUUCUUCAAAACGAAACUGACAACAUGGUCAUACCAAGCCAGAAAUAGUGUAAUAACAUAAAUAUAUAGGCACAUGCAUGCCGAGAGGAUAUUCCUCCUGACAAUGUCAUAUUUAAACAUCUUAAACUUAUCCGGGACAGUCUAGUUUUCCAAACAUUUGUCCUUACUUGUACAGGAACAUUAUAUAAUACCUCCGUAAUCGAACACGGCUACCAACUUGCUUCAAAUUUGAACUGAUCAAGAACAUUCCAGUUAUUUCAUGUGGUCUGUAUCAUAUAACAUUAUCCUUUCAGAUAGUUGUAGGGCCCCAUACAGCAAAAACUUUAAAGUUACCAAAGUCGAUCACAGCGAGCGCCAAACGUCAAUAAGUUGAACAACCAUGCACGUGUCUAUUUAAAUCUUCCCGGAGCUCAGUCUUUUGGCACACUUGUUCUUCGUUACAAACAAUGUUAUCAAACUUUUAAACAAAUCGAAAUAUUGUAUAAAAAAAUCAUAAUCUGCAGUCUGGAUUUCUUUCCUUACGUUGUAGAAUUAGCUGGAAAAAUUGAAGCUCAAUUCUAUGAAAGUUCGGUAAUAAAAUGGCGUGGCAGUUAUUUUAA
This is a messenger RNA of Patiria miniata (bat star), 1741 nucleotides long. Its product is annotated as very low-density lipoprotein receptor-like. Lineage: Eukaryota; Metazoa; Echinodermata; Asteroidea; Valvatida; Asterinidae. Bases 108 to 911 code for a protein of 267 amino acids. Gene Ontology annotation, molecular function: protein binding. The record is from RefSeq and is a predicted model, not a curated record. The transcript is spliced from 9 exons.